CCGAACCCAAAGUUACUCUUAUAAAAAUUUCCGCAUCCGCUAGGGCUCGACCUGACUCUGUGAUUCAUACGACGAGGGCUAGACCGCCGCCGAUCGUCUCCUGCUCCGAUGGUGAAGUCCGUCGUCGGCGAGGAAACCCGACUGAAGUCCGCCGAGGAUCGGCUCUCUCGAUCCUCAAUUACAACCGAAGUUGGCAUCUUAGUAGGGAAGCUAAGUUCCCAUUUGGAGCGAGGGUUUGUAUAUGAUUUGAUUCCGACUCCGCCCACUGAUGGAGGCAGCCACGCGUGCUCGCUUAAAUCGGAGAGCGGAGGCAGGGAGGACAGGAAGAAGGGAUCGAAAGGUGGGAAAGCCUCGGCGCAGGCGAUUUCUUCUCUUUUGAUCGAUGGGGAGUGGGUGGCUGAACACGCUCGUCAGGUUUCAAGAAUGCUUUUGGGUGGUAUGAGUGUUAUUGGGAUCUACAUUUGGUCCUCGGAGGCCUCCUUCAAGGCCACCUCCGCUUCACUACUUGCCCAGACAAUCAGGGUUGUUGCGCAGGCCAUACCAAGUUUGGAAAGUGAAACAAGUGAAAGGCUUCUCAUUCACAUAUCUUAUAGCCCAAAAAGGUGGGCUUGUCGAAGUUGUGCAGUUGCAUCAGUAGAUUUGCGGCCAUGUGAUUUCAAAAUGAGCAAGCUCUUAGCUCUUCUUCAAACAUAUAGGUGCAUGUACAGUUUUGACAUAAGAAUACCUGUUUUUCAAGAUUUGGCGUCCACAUCAAAUACUUUCAAGAAUGUCCUUUGUAAUGGAAUCUCUCGUCAUGCCAAAGAACUGCUAAGUGCUAGAGCAUUAUUGGAUGGGAAAUUGGUUACUGAAAAUCAACUAGUCAGCUCUGCGGGCACACAUAAUGUUGAGCUGCUUCUACCCUUCAAGAGUGAUGCACAACAGGAAAGUUCAGAUGAUAUUUCUGGUCUGGUAGUGUUUCGGGGAGCUAUAUGUGCUUAUGCAUAUCUUAGUCCAAAAGAGCCUACUUCACAAGCUAUAUCUGAUCUAAAGAAUGAUAUCAUAAACAGCUUGAAAAGCAGGCUAGAUAUUCUUUUAGAUGAGGGAGAAGAUACGAUGGACAUGGCCUCUAAUGAUCUUAGGAAAGCAUGUGGUGAAAUAGUUACCGGAAAGCCCAUCCAUCAACUUCUUUUGCAUGAAUUGAGGAAACCUCUGGUCCUCACCUUUCCUAGAAGAGUUUUGAUUCCGUGGUUAUCUGAUGUCUUCAUAUGUGACUAUCUGCUACCUUCUGAAACUUUUGAGGACUUGAAAGAUCGCUGCCGGGAGUUGUUGUCUAUGGAAACUCCAGUAGAAUCCUCUGCAUUACUAGAACUGGAAACAGAAGUUGCGUCCCCAACAAUGGCUUCAUCAUUCUGGGAUCUGGUUAAUGGAAAUCCCUCAUCAUCCAUUGAAAAAACAAAGAACAGAAGCCAUUCCAUCACGAACAAAUCAUCCAAACAAUCAAAAAAUUUCAACUUCAAUUUUCAAGUUGCCCUCUUCAUCCUUCUGGUGGCUCUUCUCAUCGGUGGUUGUAUUACUGUUUUCAAUCCAGCAAAACUAGUUCACUAACAAUGACUCGCCCAGGCGUUUUCUUCUCUGCUCAAAUUUUACAAUUGUACAGUCUGAUUCGGUGUUGCAUUCCUAUUGUUUUCGGCAUUAAUGAUGUGAUUCGAGUUAAAUUUAUUAUGGAACUUAAAUUUUUAAAUUGUGGCAUUAGAGGCUUUAGUUUC
Dendrobium catenatum is the source of this 1745-nucleotide messenger RNA. RefSeq names its product protein odr-4 homolog. Gene Ontology annotation, biological process: intracellular protein localization. Bases 109 to 1584 code for a protein of 491 amino acids. The record is from RefSeq and is a predicted model, not a curated record. The transcript has 11 exons. Gene Ontology annotation, cellular component: endomembrane system. Lineage: Eukaryota; Viridiplantae; Streptophyta; Magnoliopsida; Asparagales; Orchidaceae.